This is a messenger RNA of Racocetra fulgida, 1766 nucleotides long. The record is from the annotation of a GenBank genome assembly. Lineage: Eukaryota; Fungi; Glomeromycota; Glomeromycetes; Diversisporales; Gigasporaceae.
CUCCUGAAGAAAAAAUAGGACACCAUCUAAAAUCUAUUGCGGUACAACGUAACGGUAUCUAUUCUAGACUUUUGAAAAAGUUGAACACGAUCAAUGAUGAAUAUGAAACACAUUUCAAAAACUUUGAAAAGGAAUUACCAAUCGCCGCAAAAAAAGAUAAUUUACCAAUACCAAAAUCUUUUCCGGCAUGGAAUGAUGCAUAUGUAGAAGAUGUACAUAAAAACAAAGCCAUCGUGGAAAAAUUAGCUCAUAAAGAAAUUACUAAAGAACAUGAAGACCAUACCGGUUCCCAAUUAGGUGGAAAUAUCACGUUCAAAGCCGACAUUGAAGAUGUUACGUCAUUCGAUCGACUUGUUGAAAUCAUGAAAGCUUCAGUUAAGGAGGAGAAGCGUGUUAAGGCUAUCGGAUCCUUUGCUGCAUUCAGCGGAAUUACCGAAACAGAUGGCUAUCUUUUACAAACAAACCAAUAUACUGGAAUUUCAAAAACCUCUUUGGAUAUAUUAAGAGAAAAUAUCAAAGCUCAAGCCGAAAAAGAUGACAUUGUUUAUUAUGACGUAAAAUGUGGAAAUACUAUUCAUGAUGUUGUUAAAGAAUUAAAAAAAGAUAAUAGAGCUUUGUUCAAUUUAGAUGGUUGGGGAGGCGGGAAACUUUAUCGAAUUGAACCAUCCCAAGGGAUAACUGAUCCACUCAAAUUCCAGCUUAAAUUCCCUAAUAUCAGUCUAAUUCAAGAUGAUGAAACUUUUAACGCUAGCAUAGUGCACAUUGGUGCUCUCGGAAUAACUUAUGAAAUAACAAUAUACUCAAUUUCUCUCUAUUCUAUUAUUGAGACUCGAGAAGAAACCACGUGGGACCAUGCCAAAACUAUUCUAAAACAAAAACCUUAUUCUUCCAAUCCUUAUCUCCAAUAUCGUAAUUGUGAAGUUUGGAUUAGUCCGUACACUGAUUAUGCUUUAAUAACCAAAAGGAAUAAAGCAACUCAAGAAGAUAAGAAGAAUUAUCCAAAACCCGAAAUUAAUAUAUUGCUUCAAGAAUUUAUGGAAUUGCCCAUAGUACAAGGAAUUUCUAAAUUUUUAGCUGUUAGUGUGGGUGGUGCUUUGUUUUUGCUGUUAAACUUGUUUCCAGCUACCGUUCCAUCUAUGAUUGAGCUUGCUACUAGAACUCAAUAUCAUAAAGAUCCUAAAGUUGAUACUUAUGAUAAUAUUUAUCCAUUUUCAUUUUCAAUGAAAGAUGAUAAUUACAUUGCUGCCAUCGAUGCAAUUCUUCAAACACUCAAAAAGAUUAGAGAAGAACACAAUUUAAACAUCAAUGGUCCGGCUUCUCUAAGGUUUUCUGCAGCUUCUUCUCAGUAUCUUUCUAUGGCUUAUAAUGCUGACAAUGAACCUAGAGCUUAUCUUGAAAUGCCAAUUUUACUUUAUGAACCACAUAUCACUUAUUACAAGAAGACUUAUGACGCAUUACUACAAACAGCACUAAAAUUUAAUGCAAGAUGUCAUUGGGGUCAAUAUUUUUCAUCUUUACUUGAUCACCAGUAUCUUAUAAAUUCUUAUGGAGCAAAGCCUAUUUCUUUGUUUAUCAAACAAAUUCAAAAAUUUGAUCCUCAAGGAAUUAUGAGCAAUGACUUGCUAAACCAUUUAGGAUUAACACCUGAUGGUAAAGUUAUUGAUGUUAACCCAUUUCAAAAAAUUAUUAAAGAUAUUAGUAUUGUAGCGGAUGAAUUUUGGAACAAAUUAACAUCUCUGAAUAUAAAAGACAAAAAAACUGGCUAA